Microbotryum saponariae is the source of this 1403-nucleotide messenger RNA. Lineage: Eukaryota; Fungi; Basidiomycota; Microbotryomycetes; Microbotryales; Microbotryaceae. The record is from the annotation of a GenBank genome assembly.
AUGGACUCGCUCGGCGGCUUGAGCGACACCCUGCCUCGAGGCUCGGCAAUGGAAGCGACCGAAAAGGAGCUACAGACCGCGUUUCGUCAAUCGGCUCUUGCGUUGACGGGCUUGUUCAAGGUUGGCAAGAAGGCGACUCGACGAGGUGAGCUUGGGCACUGCGUGUAUAAGUGGUGUCGACGCCGGUGCGACUCGCUUGGACCCCCUCCGGCCUUUGCUUGACGACCCACCGCGCAACGACGAUCACGACGCCACGACGAUACGGGAACUGACCGUCGUCUGCUCUCACCGAAUCACAGCCUACAGUGCGGGAAAGAAGGAGGCACUACAGGACGUGCUCGAGUUCCUGCAGGCCAGUCUCGACCACCCGCUCGUUCACGGCGAGUCAUCUUCCCUGUCCGGGCCACCCGGUCAGCUCAAUGUCGCACGUUUGAUCGACUACAUCUGCGUCAGUUCGCCACUUUAAGACCGUGUCGAAUAGUUCACAGAUUGCUCACACGAUCGAUGCUCGUCUACAGGCUAGGCAAGAGACGCUGCAGGCGGAGGAGGACGGCGAUCAGGACGAGGAGGAGGCGUCGUCCGCACCCGCACCCCAACACCCGACGAACCAGUCCACCUCGAACCAACACUCACGACCUUCGGCUGGAGGGGGCUCACGGUCCGCGUCGUCCCUGUUCGCGUCGCGCUCGUCCGCCGCAACCUCUACAGCCGCGUCGACAUCGGCGUCAACACCGGCACCGCUCCGGCCCCAUUCGGCCCCACCUUCGCGAUCGACCAUCGCCACCAGCCCCAUCGCCUCGACCUCAGCCCCUUCCUCCCCACCCCUUUCCACCUCGACGACCCCACAAUUCCGCAAUCACCCCGCCCCCUUCGCUGCCCAGCGACCGAGUCUCUUCUCCCAAUCGAGUGCCACCGCCAGCAACCCCUCCUCCCCCUUGGCCAGCGGAUCAAUGACACCGACAUCCACUUCCGGCUCGGGAUCGGGCACGGGCACACGGCGACGUUCCAACAUCGGUUCGGGCGCGAACCCGAACUCGGCGAGAAAGAACGCGAGCGGGAGAUCGUCAUCGUCGACAUCGGGGUCGCGUGACCGCAACCUCGAUGCCUCGGCCGGUUCCCCUUCGGCGUCAAGUUCGUCGGCCGUCGUUGAUGCCGCGUUGGGUUCUUCGGUUGGUGCGAUGAAACGAAGGUUCCACACCGUCUCGGUUGCCGAUCUCGUCGACUUGGAACGGCAGCAGGAGAGUGGCACGGCUGCAGUCGUCCUAGCAAAGCCAGCGGCGAGUGCAGAGGGAGGUGAACUCGAUGCUCAUCUAGGGGAUGGCUCGGAGGACAUUGACAUGGAGAUGGACGGGUGGGACGGUGUGGGGGAACGGCCUCCGAAGCGAGUACUAAGAAGCAGAUGA